Messenger RNA from Cinara cedri, 10601 nucleotides. The record is from the annotation of a GenBank genome assembly. Lineage: Eukaryota; Metazoa; Arthropoda; Insecta; Hemiptera; Aphididae.
AUGACCGGCAACGUAAGUACUCGACUUUUUGUCUGUAUACCAUUCAGGGUUAGGAAGGGUUUUUUUAAUCAUAAUUUUUUUUAAAACGUUUUAAACAACUCUAUGUCUGAGACGUGUACACAAACACGUGUAUCAUACUUACACGUUUAAAAGUUAAAGAAUUAGAUUAAAAAAAAAAAAUAACUAAUAUACACUGUUCUGAAAAGUGAGUAUAUUAAUUUUAAAUUUCCUAUUCAUUCUUAAAAUUUAAAUUAAAUUAAACAGCACUUGUUGUUACUUCGGGAUAAAAAAAAGUAACACAUUUUUUCAAUUAUAUUAUUUUGUCCUUAAAUAAUUACUAUAAAAUUCUAUUAUUAUAAUAUAAUAUUUACAUACAGUUUCAAUCUACGAUAAUAUUCUCAAUUCGUAUGUGAUCCCUAUACUUUGGAUAAUAUAGUCUAUUGUGAUCCCCGUAAUUAUUUAUAUAUAUAUAUAUAUUCAUGAAAAUAGAACGAAAUAGAGUUCUAGAAUAAUUAUUCAUUAUACUUAAUUCUAAUGACGGUAAAUAUUGCAAACAUCAAGCGGAUUUUUAAUUUUUAGUUUUCAAUCCUCAGAUUGUGGUGAACUAAGUGAAUUAAUUCUCCGUGUUUCUCUUGAAUUUAAUUUAUUUUCUAGUAAAGUCCGACUCAUUGUGAUUGGUUAAAGUGUGGACAAGUGUCUCCUUUCUUAUUUAAGUCAAAAUUAUCUAUCCCUUUAGUUUAAGUAUUCGAAGAUCGGGGAGGGAGGGGAUUGCUUUGAAGGGAUAGGUGCAGUUAUAUUAGCAUAAAAUUUGAGUAAUAGAAAAAUAUUUUGCCAUUUCGGAAGUGUCUCCAUGGUGGGUUUCCUGAAAUUUUAUUUAGUUCUAGUUCACAUGGAGCACCCCUCAACUUUUGGUAAAUAUGGUCCCCUUUCGAAAUAUGUCCCACUUUAACCACUGUGCAUUAUAGUCAUUUUAUUGUUAUAAUAUUAUCGGGAACGUAUAAUACGGUGGAUUCUUCUUGACUUUCAUGUCAUAGUGUCAACCUUUAUUUCUAAAGAGUGUUGUUCGAGUACGGACAAAAUCCAAAUUUGUCGAACGGUUAAACAUAAUGUAUUACAGUAUAAUGGCCAAGGUGUUAAAUUGUGUUUUUUUUUUUUUUUUUUUUUUUUUUUUAUAUAUUUGUUUGCAUAUAUAAACGCAGACACUAUACCGGACGUUAUGCCGGAAGAAAACGUUCACCGCGGAAGACACGGAACCUGGAAAAGAAAAGUUUAGACGGGUGCUGACUGUGUUCGAUUUGACGUCGUUAGGCGUGGGUGCAACUUUAGGCAGCGGUGUUUACAUUUUGGCCGGAACGGUGGCUAAAUCGAUUGCCGGUCCCGCAGUUGUGCUGUCUUUCGUCGUGGCCGCGAUCGUGUCGUCGUUUUCAGGUAAGGGAACUCGCUACGAGCGUUUUGUUCUCUGAAUCGGACGAUUGUUAGGAAGUUAGGUACUCUGGAGCACUCGAAAAUUUGUUUUCACGGGGUUUCAUUUGUACAAUAUAAAUUUCAUACAAUUUUAUUGUAACGACUAACGGGUGUACUAAAACCAUAUAUAUUGAAGUUAUGCAAAUUGAAAAUUUUUACCAAAUAACAAAACAAAUUUGAAAAAACCGGGAAAACAUUAGAAACGAUUACCUAAACUUUUCAGAUUUCUGUAUCUGGAUACGAAAUUGUUUAGAUUUAUUAGUUUUACAAUAAGACGUGUUUUAUUGUAUUAUCAGAAAACACGUAUUCUAUUAGUAAAAACAUUUCGAUUUUUCUAUUGUCUACUAUAAAGAAAUUUUCUUAGGAAUUAAGAAAAAUUGUUAUUAGAUAGCAUGUGUAUUAUAAUAGGGAAUAGAUAAUAAGAGGUUUUUCAGUUUUGAAUCAUUGGUUGUAAAAAGCAUAAAACAUGUUUUACUAUGUUAUAUAAACAUAGAAUAUAAUCACGAUGAUUAUGUAUACAACUAUGGUCUGUUAUUAUUAGUCAUGUUAUCAUAGAAUUAAUAAUAAAUUGUUAUAUACAACUGAAAUGUAAAAUUUUAAAAUUCUGAUACCAAAUAUAGGGAGUUUAGAAAAAAUGAGUUGGAAACGUUGGCCAUACAUUAAAAAAUGCGAAUUUUUGAUUUAUAGUACAUCAUUUGUAACAUUUAUCAAAAUUUUUACCAGUUAAUCCCUUAGAUAUUUUUUUGUUAUUUAUUUAUUUAUUUUUUUUUGUUUGCUGGAGUCCCUUGGCAAGAAGAAAAUAUACAUAACAAAUACUAAUCCACUCAGAACUGUUUUUGGUUUGCAAUGAGUUACCAUUAUACGUAGUAUAUUAACUAAACUAGGUAUACACUGAACAGUAUCUACUUUCCCAAAUAUCCAUGUACAAAAGUGGUCGGACUACUGAAAUCAAGGAUUAAACACAUUAUAACUAGGCACUUGUAUUAAAAAUUCAUAAUAAUACAAAAACAACAAAAAUAAAUGUAAACCAUUAGGCCAAUGGUCUAGGCCAAUGAAUGAGGCUAACUAAAUUUGUCCAGUAUCCCAGUUUUUCCCAGUAUUAGUGGUCAAGCUGUUUCCAUGUCUUGAAUACAAUUUCCAGGGUUUUAUAAUAUUGUAUCAUCAUUCUCCUGAGCACUAAAAAAAAUCCAGUUAAUAUGUGUUUCUCCCAUAGGAGUUUGUUAUGCCGAAUUUGCCGGCCGAGUACCCAAAGCCGGAUCCGCUUAUAUUUACAGUUACGUGACCGUCGGUGAGUUUAUCGCAUUCAUAAUUGGCUGGAAUUUGUUCAUCGAUCACACGAUAGGUAGUAGAUAAUUUUGUGAAUAUAUAACAUAAUAUAAUUUAAAUAGUAAAAUGUACAAAUUUAAUAUUUAAUAUUAUGACGGUUUUUUUUCUGUAGGAACGGCUUCGGUCGGCAAGGCUAUGACCAAUUGUUUGGACGCUAUACUCGGAGACCCUCAAAAAAGAUACAUGAAAAAACAUUAUCCAAUGCACGUCGACUUUUUGGGAGAAUAUCCAGACAUUGGGUCUUUUUUUUUCAUCAUGCUUAUAGCAAGUAAUUAUAUGAAACAAUGUUGAAUUUAAUUGAAAAUAAUUAAAAAAAUAUACUUAGAUCGUGUUCAUAUAUUCACUGGCUAUCCCGCGCCCGGUGUCUUACGUACUAAUUUUUUAUUUUUUUUUUUACUUUUAUUUCCGUUUUGCUUUGUCCGUAUCAGUACAUUGAACUAAAAAAAAAAUGGGUGGAAAGUGGGUAGUCCGAGGACUAAAAGUGUUCUAGUGUAGGUAUCAUACAUUUUUUAAAUUCGUGUUGCCAUAGAUACCUAAAGAACAUAGAGGUUAAACUAUAUAUUCACUAUAAUAACUAAAAUUAUGAGAAAAUAAUGGUACGGUAGUAUUGUUACUGUACCAAAAAAACAAAGAUUCAGAGAUAACGUUUUACUUACGGCAUUUUUAUUUCUGUUUAUUAUUUACAUAUUUGUUUUAAUUUUUCUUUCAAUUAAUUCGUGUUAUUAUUACUGUUAUCCAUAAUUCAAUAAAAAUAUUUGAAUUUUUGUAUUAAAAAUACCUAAAAACCUUUCAUCCCCUACGUCAUUUCCUUCAAGUUUUAUUUUCGUGACAAAAAGUAGCCUAUGUUUUUCUCCAAGGUCACAUCCAUCUCUAUACCAAAAUUCAUCAAAAUUUGUUCAGUAGUUUUUGCGUGAAAAAAUAACAAACAUCCAUGCAACUUCACAAACGUUCACAUUUAUAAUAUUAUUAGUAGGAUAUACACGAGUAUAUUAUUAUUCAAUGCGGCUAAAGAGACUUAUGUGAAUGAAAAAAAAUAUAUACAUAAAUAUCAGUGAUUUGUUAGCAAUAUUAACGUUACGAAAAAAAUCUUCUUCGUCUGUUUUCAAAAAUACAAAUUUAUUCACCUUUUCUUACUUAUACUCGUAAACAAGACUUGGAAGUAUUAGCAUUUUUCAAUCAUUAAUUGAGUGUGAGGGUAUCGGAUUAAUUUUGAAAAAUGUAAUCGGAAAAUUGUAAUUCGCAUAUUUUAUAAUUUUUAGAACUAGAAAUUAACUUUUAUAGUGAUUUUAAUUCCGAGCACUGCUUAUAAGUUUUAAUGUUGUAUAAUAUUAAACAUUUAUAGUUGUUUUGGCUUGGGGUGUUCGUAAAUCUUCAACCCUCAACAGCGUAUUUACUGUGUUAAACUUGUUGACGGUGGGCACUGUGAUCACAAGUGGAAUUUAUUUCGGUAAGUAUGUACACAAAACUGGUAUAGUAAUAAUAGAGAUCUAGGGGUCAUGGCUUGAUGAGAGCCUGUAUUUUUUGUUAAAAACAAUGUGACAAAAAAAAUAUAUAUAUUAUACUAUCGACGAUUACAGACACGUACAGGUUAAUGAAUUAUAAAAUAUAUAAAAUAUGCUUUUUGUUAUAACGUUUUCUGAAAAAUAUGACUCGGGCCCCUCCCCCCGACCGAGUUUUUGAAGCUGCUUCUGGUGGUUUCUGGAAUACCUAAAUUACGUUGAACGCAUAGAUAUCGUAAGAAAUUGGUUUUUAUUUUCGAUAUAUUAUGAUUUUGAGUUAUGGAGUUAGAAUGCCAUAUGAAAUUCGCAUAUCCUAGGCGAGGACGAACUAAAGUAACGUACAAUAUAUUUAGUGUACGUACACAUCAUGAAAUCCUUACACGCACGCUUCAAAAAACCUAGUUUUGAAAAAGCCUUAUUUAUAAUAUUCCGUACAUGAGAAUUAAAAUUUAGUCUCGAAUCAACUAUAGUACCGAGAUCCUUUUCCUCAUUUACUUUAGCGUUAUGUUUAUAUUGUUUAUGACAUGAUGAAUAAUAUUUUUUUGUUUUUUAAAGAAAAACUAAUAUGGUAUAUUUCUCUAUAUUCAAUGGCAUGCCGUUAUUACUACACCAAUCAGUAAACAUGUUUAAACUGUUUUGCAGUAAUGAAAAAUCACUAUCACAUAAUAUAUAAUAAUACAUAAUUUAUAAUAUUAUGUACAUAAAUGUAUGUAAUAUAUAUGAGUAUAUUAUUAUAUCAUAUGCAUUUUCAAAAUAACUUUUCCCUUAAAAUAAAUAAAUAAAUAUCAAACGAACAAACAGAUUAAAAUAUUGUUUUUUUUUCGUAAAUAUCACAGUGAAAAUCACAAGUAUACAAUAAGGUGGCGAGAAUUUACUUAUUAAACUCUACUCUCUCACAUACCAUCCCUGGUAAUACGCGAAUUCAUUGGUUGUAGUACGCAAGUGUAAAUAUCUAUUAAAUGUAACGAGCGCCUCGUCGUCUUUAACGUUCGGAGAUUUUCUACCACGGAUACCGUUAUAAUAUUAAUAAUUCAGGGGUUUAACUCGGCUAUGAUCGAUUUCAGCAAAUCUGUCCAAUUGGUUCAUUCCGAAAAGCGAAAUUCCGGUCGGAGUGAAAGGCGGAGAAGGCGGCUUUUUGCCGUUCGGCUGGACCGGUGUGGUGGUGGGAGCCGCGCGAUGUUUUUACGGGUUCAUCGGAUUCGAAUCGAUAUCCACGACAGGUGCGUAGUAUUUAUGUAGCUUAUCUUUAGCGUUUAUAUUUGAUCUGAUUGUGUGCAUUUGUUAUGGUGUUUAUUUUGUCGUACGCGCAACAGGCGAAGAGACGAAAAAUCCAAAAAAAACUAUUCCUCUGGCGAUUAUGUUUUCACUGCUGGUGGCCACGUUGGUGUACGUGGGCGUAGCGUCCGUACUGACUCUCAUGUGGCCGUAUUACGAUCAAGUAUUUAAAACCAUUAUUAUUUUCCGAUCGUCCGAAUGAAAUAAUAACCCCCUCACCUCUCCCUAGGAAUAAUUAAUAAUGUUUGUAAAGGUACAGCGGCAGAAAGUUGUCGUGCAUAAUGCAUUUCAUUGUUGUUAACCGUUCUUCCCAAACUAUCAUACAUUAUAAUACAUCAAUCUUUUAUGCGCGGUCGCUCCGCCAAACGACUUUUAUACAAUAAAUAUGAUCCGCCCGUCGAGUUUUCCUCAUUCAUUUUCACCCGACGCGGUUUUUAACGAAUAUAAGUUUUUAGGUUUUUAGGAUCUGGUCUUUGGUAUAUCCCCAAAUUUUCCUCGUGUCACGUAUGUCUUUACGGUUUUACUAUCAUCCUUAGUUCAGUUAUAUUAUGUCUAAGAUAUUAUCCCGCUGAUAUCACGUUACUUGAUUGAUUGUAAUAAUAUUAGAAAAUUGUUUUAGGAUACGGAAGCUCCGUUUUCGGUCGUCUACGAGCACUUGGGAAUGCCCGUGAUCAAGUAUAUGGUUACCUGUGGAGCGAUAUUCGCAUUGUUUACCACGUGCGAUUUAUUUUGUUAUUAUAAUUUUUUUUUUUAUCAGUUUAGUUUCUAAGCAAAUAUGAAUUUUAUCGGAUCUUUUUUUCGUAUUCAGUUUGUUGGGAUGUUUGUUCCCAAUACCGCGAAUCUUGUACUCCAUGGCCAGCGACGGUCUGCUGUUCGAAUUUCUGUCGAUAGUUAACGAGAAAACCAAAACACCCCUCGUCGCUACGCUAAUAUCCGGAUUGGGUGCCGGUAUGAAAAUAGUAUUUUCGAUUUCCGUAAUAUGACUGUAAUCAUUAACCGAUUAAUUUUUUUUUACAGGAAUAUUAUCGACCGUGUUCAAUCUCGAACAACUCGUCGAAAUGACGUCCAUCGGUACGCUGAUAUCGUAUUUGAUCGUUUGCGUCUGCGUAUUGAUACUCAGGUAUGUAGUGUAUUAGAGCCUACAGAAAUUUUUGGAGAUUCGGAGCGUAUCGAAUUUUUAAUAUGUUAACUAUAGGUUAAAGUUACCGACUCACCAAACGUUUGAUUUUCAUGACUAAAAUGUGAAGAAAUUUGAAUUUUUAAAAAAGGUAGUCGUAAAAAUAAUAUAAAAGAUGUAGAUUAGGUUAGGUUACUAAGUAUAAGUCAAGGGAAAAAUAUAUCAUCCAGAUAUCGUGCUAUCCGAUGUAUCUAAUUUUGUUCUCAAACGUCCAGAUUGUUUCCCAGAUUAUUUUAAAAGCAAUUUAAAUUUUCCUUCCCAUUUUAUACAGACCAAGGUCUGUCUACAUAUUAUGCAGGUACAGACCUAAUCUAGCCGUACCGUACGGUUAAAAAUUAUGAUUUUUGUUUUAAAAUACCUAGGUCAUAAUGUAUUUAAUUUUAAUUUUAUAUAUUUUUUUUUUGAUAAACUUAUUUUAUUUUUUUUUAAAUUUAUUUAUUUUUGUAUAAUAAUAUGUUUCAUAUGUUUAUUUAGUUUUCCCUUUCGAUAUUUUUAUUUAAUUGAGGUAAAAAUAUGUAAUAAUGAUGGGAAAUAUUAUAUUAUAUUAUUAUGAAAUAAUAUUAUAAGAUUGCAUUUCGCUUUUUUCGAAAGUAUUUAUUGGGAAUCAAUUCGAAUGUCAAUUGUUGGGUAUAAGAACCGAUUCGGAUGCAGCCGUGCUAUCGAUUAGUGUAUAUACUUUACAUUGCGGCUAUAUACAAUGUGACUUGCCGACGUCAUUAGUUUAUUUUACGGAUAGCUUUUGUUUUUUUAUGUAGAUAUAAAAACAACGAUACGGAAGUUCGGGAUAAUGACACUAACAUCGAUUCAAACAAUUCAUUUUUCAACAGUUGGUUUGAUUUGGCGAACGCGAAAAUACCAAACGCGGACACUCAAUUCGCGUCGAGAAUAUUGAUAUCGAUUUACAGUACGUCUUCGAAUUACACAAUUCUUAAGAGGCCAUUACAGUAAAAUAUUCGAAAUCUUUGUAGUCUUCUAAAUAAAUCAAAAAAAUGUUUACGUAAACAUUUGUUAUACGAUUUGUAAAUGAUUAUAUUUUAAAGACAGACUCACUUGUUGUAUGUUCGACAACCAGUUGAAUAUUUAAAAAAAUGUAAAAUGCAGAAACAGGCAUCAUCAAAAUGUCGUCAUUUAAACAUUUUAUUACAUGUGUCUUAAUGUUUUAUCUUUAAGAUUCAUUUUAAAAGUAUUUUCGGUUGUUUUACGUAUACACUCUUUUUGCUAUACUGUCUAUUAAAAAGAUAGAAACUGCAGGUGCUAAUUUGACGGCUUAUUAAUUAUUAUUAUUAUUUUUUUUUUUUUGAAAUAGAUUAGUAUUGUUGUAUACCUAUUGCUAUAUUAUGUUUUGACUAGUGCAUAAAAAGAAAACGGGAUCUAAUCUAAUCAAUUUAAAUCGAUUUAUUUUGUGUGUGACAUUAGUCGUUGAUAAUAAUGUUAUAUUGUUCUGUUACAGCUAUUACCGCAUUCGUAUUUUGCAUAUGUUCGGUAAACAUUGAUUGCUAUGGAGGUGCUUAUCAGGUACCAAUAGUAGUUACCAUAGUGUUUACUGUCGCAGUCUUAUUAAUCAUCCCGAUUGUGUUGAACAGACUGCCACAAGCAAUCGAGAACUUGAUGUUUAAGGUAAGGAAAUAAUAUUUUCCGAUAUCAUGUCUUAGUCAUCGCAUGAGUAUUCGAAUUGAUAUGUAAUAUGUACUUAAAUCCACAUAAUACGAUUGUCUACACAUUCACCGUGCUAUAAUACGUUAAUAUUAUUUACAUACAUGGAAUGAUCACGGCGUUUAGGGCGUUUCAUGUGUAGAACUGUAAUACCUGAAUGUAUUUAUAUCUCCCAUACCCGGUCUUUAGUUUAUCUAAGGUAACACUGUUAGAAAGAUACAGAGAAUUUUUAAGAAAACCAUUACUAUAAUGAAAAACUUAAUACAGACAAGUUAUUUUAAAAUUUAAGAAUAUUAGCAAUUGAACAGGAUCAGCAGGUCAGGUUAGGUGGUUAGAAAAAUGUUCAAUUAUAAUAUUCCACAUAAAUAAGAACUCUGCGAAUUAUGAAUUUCAUAAUGAACUCCAACUUGAGAUUUAAAUAAGAGGUCAUUUAAGAUCAGUUAAGCCAAAUGAAAUCUCAAUAGGGAACUAUUAAAUAAAUAGAGGAAUUAAGUUACAGUUACUCAUGUCUCAAGCUUGCAGCUUACAGGAAAAUUUGGGGAGUAGGUAUCAAUCGAAAAAAUUGUAAAUAAUAUGUACAUGUAUACAUUGGUCAUAGAUUACAGGUGUAAAAGAGAAAAAUUCAGUUUAUUCCUUCGCCAGAUAUCAGCUUCGUUUGAAAUAUUCCAAUUAUGCAUGUAUCCACCCAUUGGCAUGCAAAUAGACCAAAGAUAUAAAAUAUAUAUAAUAUAUAUAAUUGAUAAUAAUAACUACCAUUUAAUUUCCACUCAUGAUAUUGAAUUUUUUCAUCUUUGAUAGUCUAAUGUUUGCUGUGUCUCUUUUUCUACCAAUGUUGGUACCAUUGACUGAGAUAGAAUGGAUUGCAACCGAGAGCAGCAACAGGCCGCUUGUGGCUCGCGAGCAUGGUGCACCCAGUGAACUGUACGCUUUAUACACUGGCGUUAUCCAUAAGCGUAGUAUGAUGGUUUUCUGUAGAGGAGCUUUAGCCCUAACAAAAUUGUUUACAUGGGUGUAUACAUAGGUGAUAAACAUAUCUAUUCGUGGGUCCCGUCACCGACUCACCGUGCUGAUUCCGCGGUUUUCAGUCCAUUCAUGAUUGAAUCUCGUAUCUUUCUGUCUAUUAUCAGUUUAAUACUUCUAUCAGUCUACGGUUUCAGUCUUUCAGGUGAUCCAGAUUCGGAAAAUGUAUUUGUUUAUUUUUUCGCAGGUACCCUUCGUUCCUUUUAUACCAUGUUUGAGUAUCGUUCUCAAUUUUUACCUAAUGAUGGAGCUGAGUUACAAGACGUGGAUACGAUUCGGUUCGGGGAUCAUAAUAGGUUUGUAUUUGUAUUUGUAUUUUAUUUUUUAACAGGCGAGGCCCUAUUUUACAUAAUGUAACGUAAAUACAGUACGAUUAUAACAUGCAGAGUAUAUUAUAAAUUUAACAAACAUAAAUACAGUAAGAUUAUAUUUUCGCACAUGCAUGAGCGUUAUAAUGCUAUUAGUGUAAGGCUUCUCUUAAGACUUUAUUUGGGGAUGAGUUAACUCCCCCUAAAUUUUUGACUGAUAAUUAGUCAAAGUUUGUGUUCAAUUGUUUAUUUAAUAACAUGAUUUAGUUCAAAUGACAUUUGUCAAACCUUUGACUAACAUUUGCAAACGCAAAUAAAGUUUUAUAGAAAUAUUGUACAAUUUUUAAAAAUAACUAACAAGCAUUUGACAAACAACAUUUAAAUGUUACAAUGUUUUCUGAGAAAUUGUAUUUUGAUUCGAUUAAUAUGUGUAAACAAACGAUGUUUUCAAUUUUUUCAAUCGAUACAUAAUUUUUAGUACAACACUACUCGCUCAAUAUUCAACAACUAAUGUUUGUAUAUAUUUAUACAAAUAUUUAUUGUCUAAUAUUUGAAAAUAAACCAUAAACAAUUAUUGGGAUAGUAUUUAUAGUGGCCAAUUAUUUACCGGGUCGCGGUUUGAAAAUAUUGUCAGAAUGUAUAAACAAUAUAUAUUAAUAGAAAUAUGUAUACGCAAAACCGUUAACGUUGUGAUGCUUUAUACAAAUCAUGCGGCGGAUCAUCCCCUGAAUUUAUCUUUUGAAAUUAAUAUACUCGAUUUGUUUAUUUACAGGAAUAUUCAUAUACGUGAUAUACGGAGCUCGGAAUAGUAUCGAGGGCAAAAAACAAAGCGUAUCGGAAGACAUAAAAGACGGACAAAUACAAAAAAUUGCACUCUAA